Messenger RNA from Paramecium sonneborni, 2185 nucleotides. Lineage: Eukaryota; Ciliophora; Oligohymenophorea; Peniculida; Parameciidae. The record is from the annotation of a GenBank genome assembly.
AUGUUCAUAACUUUGGAACAACCAUUACUUAAAAAAAAAUAAACGGAAUCUAGAAGAAUAAGUAAGAAUGUUUAAAUGCAAACUUUUAAUUAUACAUAAUAAGAAGAAAAUAAUUCAUAACUUGAAGAUGUUCCAAUAACAACAAAGAAAUUCUUGCGCUAUACAAAUGGUAUUGAAGCCUAUUUAAAUACAUUUCCUUCUUUUAAUCCUGAUCAUUGGGCAAUAUUUUCUUGGCGUUUAUUUAUUUGUUUCAUAGUAAUAAUUUAUUUCUAUUUAAUACCUGUAUUAAUGUUCUUUGGAUAUGAAGUAAAUUAAAUCUUAUUAAUAUAGAUAAUCUCAGAAAAUUUGCGUAUUGAGAAUAUUGCUGUAUUUUUGUAUAUAAUGAUAUUUUUUUUGAUGAUUGAUGUUUUCAUCACAUUAAAUACUGGAUAUUAUGAUAAAGGAUAGAUGGUAUUGGAAAAGCAUAGUAUUUUUGUUAGAUAUGUAACUUAAGAAUUUCUUUUUGAUAUAAUUGCAAUUGUAGCAUUAAUUUUACAAGUAGCAUUUCGUGAUCAUUAUGCCUUUUUAAUUUGGAUUCCAUAUUUUUUUUACUUUAAAUACUAUUAUGUAACAUUGGUUGAUUCUUAAGUAGAGUAAUUAUUAUAAGUGUAAAGAAAACUUAGAGCAUUUUAUUAGAUACUAAAAUUAGUUUUAACUAUAUUUUUUUUAGUAAAUUUGUUUGCUUGUUUAUUUUAUGCAGCAGGAGAUUAUUGGAUAAAUUAACGAUCAGAUUAUGGAUCAUGGCUUAUUUCAUCUGGAUUAUAAAAUGAUAUUUAUUCAUUGCCAGUAUCUGUAAAAUAUGAAUAUUCAUUUUAUUGGGCUUUAACAACAAUGUUAACAGUUGGAUAUGGUGAUGUAACAGGAAAGAAUCCUUUAGAAAUAUUUGUUUCAAUUAUAACUAUGAUUUUUGCUUGUGUUAUAUUUGCAAUGAUUGUAAGUGCAUUUUAGAAUGUCUUUUCAGAAAUUACACAUCACAAUAUGUAAUUUGACAAAAAAAUGACUGAUAUAAAUAGAUUUAUGAAAGAUAAAAAUGUAAUUUAAAUUUAUUAAUCUAGAUUGAUUUAGAAACCUAAUAAAAAGUAAGAAGAUUCUUUAGUUUUAUGUUUAGUGAAAAAGUAAGAGACUUUAAUGAAUAGAUUCAAAUAAUAAAUUAAUUAGGACCUUAAUUAAAAGAUGAAGUAAUUAUGUAAUCCUAUGGUUUAAUAUUUAAGAGAACAUUUUGGACGAGUCAGUUUUCUUUAGAGUAUUAAUAUUUAUAAUAAUUUAUAUAAGUUUUUAAAAGAAAAUUGCAUAUUUAAUAAGUGAAUAGAUGUAUUGUGAUGGAGAGAUGGUUUUUAAAUAAAAUUUUAGUAGUUUAAAUGGAAAUAAUGAUGAUGAUUGUCUUUAUUGUGUAAGUAUUGGACAUAUUCAAUUAUAUCUUUAAUUUGAAGAUUAAGAUAUGGUAUUUUAUGAAGGAGAAUAAGAUUCUAUGUUUGGAGAACUAGGAUUUUUAACAGGAAAUUAAAGAACAUUAUCAGCAAAGAGUACAACUAUUUCUUAAUUAUACAAACUAAAAAGAAUGGAAUUUAUUUAAUUAUUAUAAUAAUUUCCUCUUGAUUUUUAAUACUUUUGUUAAUUAAGAGAUUAAAUAUUAUUUGGAUAAUAUAAUUUGAUUAAUUUAAGUUGUUUUUGUUGUUAAUCAAGUAACCAUUUAGCUAAUGAUUGUCCAAAAUCACAUUAUUAUCCUAAUAAGAUAUUUUUAAUUAAUAGAAUAAUGAAUAAUAAAUAGGAAAGAUCAUAAUUUAAAAGAAAUAAUAUUCGUAAAGAUAAUUUAAAUUUAAGAAAAAUUUAGAAAGCUUAAGAAUAAGUUAAAUAAGAAUUAUCUUUUGUUUUUGAUUAAGAAGAAUUUGAUCUACUUAGUAAAUCAUUUAGUGUUGAUUUAAUGCAUGAUAGUUAAAGUUAGAUUAGUGAAUAAGAUAUAAAUCAUGAACUUGAUAUAGUAAAUGAAAUUGUGAAUAGAUUGGAAUAAAAGAAAAAAUAAGCUUUAAUAGAAAUAGAUACUAAAUGUUCUUUUAAGAAUUAUUAUCCAAAAUUUAAUGCAGAAUAUAUUAUCUAGCAUUUUAAAAAAGAGAGAAGAUUUACCAGAGCAUUUACUAGAUUUAUUUGA